CCUCGGCUCUCCAAGUUGCCGCCAUUUUGUUUUCGCGUUGGCUAUUGACUUUCGUUUCCUCAUGACUAUUUUAGAAUCAUGGUAGUAUUGCAUACCAUGAAGUGAUUGUGUGCCGUGGUAUGGAGCGUCGAGAUCCAUACAGCACCAUGUCACAGCCCUCGGCAGACAAAGGCAGAGAUCCUUAUCGCUCGACAUAUGCUGAACAUCAGGAUAUGAUGUUGAGUGAGGAUGAAGAGGAAAGUGCAACUCUAGCUGAGCCUAUGACGCUAGAGGGUGCAAAGCAGCUUGCACAGACAUCUGUGGUAGGGCCAGUAUCUACCCCAACACCACCAGUUGCCUCUCUGGCAUCUAUAUCUCCUCCUCCACAUCCUCUCGUUGCUGCGCCUCUGACGUCGCCUCAUCACUCAUCU
This is a messenger RNA of Penaeus monodon (black tiger shrimp), 410 nucleotides long. RefSeq names its product zinc finger protein 652-like. Lineage: Eukaryota; Metazoa; Arthropoda; Malacostraca; Decapoda; Penaeidae. The record is from RefSeq and is a predicted model, not a curated record.